AUGAUUGUGUGUCUCCUUGCAGGACUCAAAAAGUGUGCCCAUAAAGUGGUAAACUAUAAAAAACUUUCAGAAAUUACGCAAGGUCCUAACAAAAACCCAGCCCUUUUUCUCUCUGGUUCAACUGAAGCCACGAGAAAAUAUACCAACCUAGACCCAGCAAGCCCAGAAAGAACUACUAUCUUAAACCUUCGGUUCAUCUCCCAGCCCACCCCUGAUAUUCGGUACAAGUUUCAGAAGCUUGAUGAUGGCCCUCACACCCCAGAACGAGACCUUCUUAAUUUAGCCUUCAAAGUCUUUAACAAUCAUAAUGAGGAAAGUAAAAGGCAAAAACAGGGAGAGUUUCAAAUGCUUGCUUCCACCAUCGGGGCCCUGCAGGCCCACAGGGCCACAGCUCCACAAGGAAGCCUCCUAGCAAUCCACCUCCACCUGCCUGUUUCAAGUGUGGCAAUGAAGGCCACUAGUCCAGAUAAUGCCCAAACCCAGGUAAGCCCACCAGGCAGUGUCCCCUCUGUGAAGGACCCCACAGGAAGUUGGACUGUGAGUGGCCCCUGCAAGGACUGCCCCUUCUUAAGCCAGCCAAAACCUCCUACUCGAAUCUCAUUGGCCUUGCUACUGAAGACUGAUGGUGUCCUGGAACGGACGCCCCGGCAACUACCAUCGCUUCAUCUGAUGGUGGCAGGUAGGCCAGUAUAGUUUUUUUUUUUUUUAAUUAAUAUCGGACAACCUACUCUGCUUUACCUAAUUUUUCAGAACUCACCCAGUCUUCCCAAGUCUCUGUUGUGGGAAUUGAUGGAUAAGUCUCCAAACCCCAAGCCACUCCUCCACUUUUCUGUUCCCUGCACACCUUUUCCUUCACUCACUCUUUCUGAGUCCUGCCCUCAUGCCCAACUCCGCUCCUAGGCAGAGACAUCCUUUCAAAACUCCACACUAUCCAUUUCCACAUUCCCCACGGUACCCAACGCAGCAACCCAGACCCCUCCAGGGCUUCUAACUUUCUUCUACUCCUCCAACCUCCCACCUUAAAACAUGCAACUUUUCCUUAUCCCCCAUCCAUAGUUAACCCCGCUGUUUAGGAUACUUCCAGACCCUCAGUU
Symphalangus syndactylus (siamang) is the source of this 1094-nucleotide messenger RNA. RefSeq lists its product as uncharacterized. The record is from RefSeq and is a predicted model, not a curated record. NCBI's taxonomy places the organism in Eukaryota, Metazoa, Chordata, Mammalia, Primates, Hylobatidae. Gene Ontology annotation, biological process: virion assembly.